This is a messenger RNA of Trypanosoma cruzi, 885 nucleotides long. Its product is annotated as mucin-associated surface protein (MASP), putative. The transcript has a single exon. The record is from RefSeq and is a predicted model, not a curated record. Lineage: Eukaryota; Euglenozoa; Kinetoplastea; Trypanosomatida; Trypanosomatidae. Bases 1 to 885 code for a protein of 294 amino acids.
AUGGCGAUGAUGAUGACUGGCCGUGUGCUGCUGGUGUGUGCCCUCUGCGUGCUGUGGUGCGGUGCCGGCGGUAGAUGUGAUGAGGAGGGGCCGGCAGUUCCUGCCGGUGGUGCCGGACCUCCGCCGGGAUCAAAGGAACUUGGAACGCUUCCACAAGACACCCAAGAAUUAAAAGUUGGAUCACAAGAUAUUAAAGUAAAAGUGCCACCAGCACCUUCCCCAUCUCUAGAGGAAGAUGAAGAUGAAGACAGUAAUCCUAAUGAGGAAGAAGAAACGACGGAAGACACGGAAGAGGAGGAAGAAGAAAAAAUUAAAGCACAAAACGAGACACACGAGGGUAAAAAUAAUGAGGGAGCAUCCAUACCACCGCCACCACCAAUACCAUCGGGAGACCCAACAGCAGAGCGAGGAAACCCACAGAAUCCAAAAAAAGUAACGAACGAAGCCACGCCGUCAGGACCCAAAAUGGAAUUCGAAGCACCGGAACCGCCUUCAGGGGAUGCUACACAAGGGCAGCACAGACAUGACACAGACACAGAGGAUUCGACGAAGAAUGCAGCAGCCGGCAGUCCAGCAGAAAAAACAACAACCUCAUCUACCUCUACAAGUGGCAGCGGUGAUCAUGUCCAGAAUAAAGCAGAGGAGAAUGAUGCUCAAAGCUCUGAAGGACAACACGACAGCCUUGAAACUGGCAAUACCAACGUUGUUCCAACUCUCAGUGAGGAAGCACCACAAACGCCAAAAACAAUCACCGCCGCUCGAAUAAAUGGUACGGCGACGCCUGACGACAGUGACGGCAGCACCGCGGUCUCCCACACCACCUCCCCUCUUUUGCUUCUCCUUCUUGUUGCGUGUGCGGCUGCUGCUGCGGUGGUGGCCGCGUGA